AUUGGGACGCAUUACAUAGGUUCCAGUUGAAGCUACGGGGUGAUUGCGCAUCGAGUUGACAUGUUCACGGGAGCACUCCGUCUCGCCGGGAGUUUCGUCUGGGCAGCUUGAUCCGGAACGUCCACGAUACGGAGCCGGGAGGCUGCACCGGCUACCGGACACGAUGAUCGAGUCUUGCCUGACCAGCCGCGGCCAAGCCGCGUCCCACUAGAACGUUGGGCAGAUGCAUAAAAGGAGGGCGGGCAUGGCGGAAGUGCCCCCAGCACCAGCUCAUACACACUGCUCCGCUCGUGUCCUGAUAGGUUUACGAACGCCUGACGACUCAUCAUGUCCACCAAACUCACGACAGUCCUCAUCUUUUGCUUCGCCGUGCUCAUCGCUCUGGCUUCUGCCAUUCCGGUGAAACGCGAUGUCUGGGAUCCUAGGAUCAUCACGCCCAACGCACAAACCGUGUGGUUGACGGGGCAGAAGUACAACGUAACGUGGGAGACCGACGACGCGCCAGUUAACAUCACGAACAGCAUCGGUCGUGUCGUGCUUGGCAAGAGCGGCAUCCAGAACAAAGGCAAGCAUUCCGCUUGGAUCGAAUGGUCUAUGCCAGUACUGACCGCGACGUCGGCCCCAGCCGUGCUUGCGGGUAACUUCUCUAUAAGGCUUGGAAGUAUCGAGAUCACCGUUCCCGACGACCUUGAACCCGGCUUUGACUACGACAUCGUUUUGUUCGGCGAUUCCGGAAACGAAAGUCCCCUAUUCGCCAUCCUGUAA
Molecule: messenger RNA, 765 nt
Organism: Fomitopsis serialis
Lineage: Eukaryota; Fungi; Basidiomycota; Agaricomycetes; Polyporales; Fomitopsidaceae
Exons: 3
Coding region: 328-765 (145 amino acids)
Source: RefSeq, a predicted model, not a curated record